Penicillium taxi is the source of this 264-nucleotide messenger RNA. RefSeq lists its product as uncharacterized. NCBI's taxonomy places the organism in Eukaryota, Fungi, Ascomycota, Eurotiomycetes, Eurotiales, Aspergillaceae. The record is from RefSeq and is a predicted model, not a curated record. The coding region runs from base 1 to 264 and encodes 87 amino acids. The transcript is spliced from 2 exons.
AUGCAAAGGAAACAAAUGUCGCAAACACUUUAUGCCAUUGGUGCGUUGGUCGAAAAUGAAGAGCGGUCCACAAAAAUUGGGCCUGGGACCCACACCCACUGUCCUAUGCAGGUUGAGCUGGGCGACAACCGAUCCUGUGGCAUGGAAACUAGUACCAUCCAAGUGACAGGCUCGGCAGAUUUCACCUGUGGAAUCCCUUUGUUCCAGUCUGUGACACAUUCCAACCAAACAGCCGGUGCUCCCUCGCGGCACUACGGCACAUAG